AUGCUAGAUUUUAUGGACUACGUCCUACGGGCAUUUGAGAAGUCCACAUCGUGGAAUCGUGAUAACAAUUACGAAAAUAUUAAUGUUACAUCUGAUACAUUGAUAAAUUUUCCAAUACCUACCACUUUCAAGUUUCAAACCUCAGAUCGUGCUUCAAAUAAUACAUUCAAUACUCUAGAAAUUACAGCUCACAAACAGGUUUCGGGAUCGUUAGCAUACCUUUACACCGAUGCAAUUGGGAUGGACAAAUACAUACGAGGUUCCCAAUCGAGGAGAUUACAAGAUGCUACAGAUACUUAUAGACAUAUCCAGCCUUUUUUUGCAAAACAAUCUCAAAGUCUCUCGGAAAGUCAUGAGAAAUUACAAUCAAAUAAAACUUCAACGAAUGAUAUUUGCCGAUCGUUAUAUUACGGUAGGAUUUAUUACCCAACUUCAAUCUUAGAGGCAAUGAUAGUUAAACGAAUCAACCUUCAUAAUCAACUUACAAUUAAAUCAUUAAGCAGUGCAAAUAAUAAAUUAAAUGUUAUAUUUGUAAAUUGGCAAAAAUAUAAAAAUGAAAAUUUACAAGAAUUAAUAUUUUCAUCCGAUGGGGCUCUUUGUGGGUACAGAUUCCUUCAUAAUUUUAUGAGUUCUCCAUCUAAGUUCAAUAAUGCUUUGUAUAAUAAUGCAUCAUUUUCGAUGGGUGGUGAAAUGUGGUUGGGGUUAUCUACUUUAACACCUGGUUGCUCAACAAGCUUAAGGUAUUGUACACAUGCGGCUAACACCGGUAGGCCAUUGACGCUAACGCUCUCUUGGAAUCCAUUAUUUGGUCACAUCUCAUCAACUUACUCUGCCAGAACAAGUAUGAAUACAACGUUUUCUGCAAGAUAUGAGUUUAACCUAUAUUCGACAGAUUCAAAUUUAUCCUUUGGUUGUGAAUUCUGGAGAAAGAAUCUAGCUGAAUCACAGGAAAUCAAUAAGACAUCAUCAAAGACGGAAAACCAGAAGCAUCAUCACGUAGUCUCAAUAUUUGAUGAGACUGAUUAUAAUAGACAUGACCAAAAAAAUAUCCCAGAGGAACAAAAAAAAUUAUUGAAUGAUAUUACGCAUACUUUUUCAUCAUCCCUGGAACAAAUGGAUAAAGAAAAAGCCAUCAUUGAAGAUGUAGAAAAAAAAUUCAACAACGAAAAAUUUACCAAUGUAUGGAAAAUGGCUACUUCUUUACGUGAUCGUAAUAUAAGGAUGUUAUGGGAAGGAAAAUUUAAAGGGUUCUUACUGUCUGCCGGUACAGAAGUAUUUUUGACCAAAGAUUACCUGAACUCGGUAAUCAGGUACAUCAAUCAAAGUGAUCCAGUUAUCAAUGAAUCUAAUAUUGUAACACCAAAGACGCCUUCUCCCAUUUCAUUUGGAUUAACUAUCCAAUACUCUACAUAA
Maudiozyma saulgeensis is the source of this 1413-nucleotide messenger RNA. The record is from the annotation of a GenBank genome assembly. Lineage: Eukaryota; Fungi; Ascomycota; Saccharomycetes; Saccharomycetales; Saccharomycetaceae.